Drosophila grimshawi is the source of this 2059-nucleotide messenger RNA. RefSeq names its product integrator complex subunit 9 (gene IntS9). Gene Ontology annotation, biological process: snRNA processing. NCBI's taxonomy places the organism in Eukaryota, Metazoa, Arthropoda, Insecta, Diptera, Drosophilidae. The transcript has 3 exons. Gene Ontology annotation, cellular component: integrator complex. The record is from RefSeq and is a predicted model, not a curated record. The coding region runs from base 40 to 2013 and encodes 657 amino acids.
CUGUUUUUUUAGUUGUCACGGCGACUUGCGCUUUUCAAGAUGCGUUUGUACUGCCUCAGCGGGGACUUGGCCAAGCCAUGCUACAUCAUCACUUUCAAGGGACUGCGCAUAAUGUUAGACUGCGGCUUGACGGAGCAGACAGUGCUCAAUUUUCUGCCGCUGCCCUUUGUGCAGAGCCUCAAGUUGUCCAAUUUGCCGAAUUUCGUGGCCAGCAUCGAGCACGAUGUCCAGAUGGACGGUGAACUCAAGGAGUGCUGUGGCCGAGUAUUCGUAGACUCUGUUCCCGAAUUCAAUUUGCCCAUGGACAAAAUGCUCGAUUUUAGUGAGGUGGAUGUGAUCCUGAUCUCUAAUUAUCUAAAUAUGCUGGCACUGCCCUACAUUACGGAGAACACAGGCUUUAAGGGCAAAGUGUAUGCGACGGAGCCUACGUUGCAGAUUGGCCGAUUCUUUCUCGAGGAGCUGGUGGAUUACAUUGAAGUGUCGCCCAAGGCGUGCACGGCUCGCCUGUGGAAAGAUAAGUUGCAUCUGUUGCCCAGUCCACUGUGCGAUGCCUUCCGUGCAAAGAAGUGGCGCACCAUCUUUAGCCUGAAGGACGUGCAGGGCAGCCUGUCCAAGGUGACCAUUAUGGGCUACGAUGAGAAACUGGAUAUAUUGGGCGCCUUUAUAGCAACGCCCGUCAGCUCUGGCUACUGUCUGGGCUCCAGCAAUUGGGUGCUGAGCACGGCGCACGAAAAGAUUUGCUAUGUGAGUGGCUCCUCAACGCUAACAACGCAUCCGCGUCCUAUCAAUCAGUCUGCGCUAAAGCAUGCGGAUGUUUUAAUUAUGACGGGAUUGACUCAGGCACCAACCGUCAAUCCGGACACGAAGCUGGGCGAGCUCUGCAUGAAUGUCGCGUUAACCAUCCGUAACAAUGGCUCUGCUUUGAUACCAUGUUAUCCAUCGGGCGUUGUCUACGAUCUGUUUGAGUGCCUUACGCAAAAUCUGGAGAAUGCCGGCUUGAACAAUGUGCCUAUGUUUUUUAUAUCACCCGUGGCGGAUAGUUCGUUGGCCUAUUCCAAUAUAUUGGCCGAGUGGCUGAGCUCGGCCAAGCAGAACAAGGUUUAUCUGCCGGAUGAUCCCUUUCCGCAUGCCUUCUAUCUGCGCAACAAUAAACUCAAGCACUAUAAUCACGUCUUUUCCGAGGGCUUCAGCAAGGAUUUCCGGCAGCCGUGUGUUGUGUUUUGCGGUCAUCCAAGUCUGCGUUUCGGGGAUGCUGUGCACUUCAUUGAGAUGUGGGGCAACAAUCCGAAUAAUUCGAUUAUAUUCACGGAACCAGAUUUUCCAUACCUGCAAGUAUUAGCGCCAUUCCAGCCACUGGCUAUGAAGGCCUUCUACUGUCCCAUCGACACAUCGCUAAACUAUCAGCAGGCCAACAAGCUAAUCAAGGAGCUGAAGCCCAAUGUUUUGGUCAUACCGGAGGCAUAUACAAAACCACAUCCAUCGGCCCCUAAUCUGUUCAUUGAGCAGCCCGACAAGAAGAUCAUAACCUUUAAGUGCGGUGAGAUCAUCAGGUUGCCGUUGAAGCGCAAGCUAGAUCGCAUCUAUAUCGCCUCGGAGCUGGCGCAAAAGAUAUUGGCGCGCGAGGUGGCGACUGGUGUCUCGCUCUCGACGCUCACGGGCGUGUUACAGGUCAAGGAUAAGGUGCACUGCAUCCAGCCGUGCACGGAGAGCGUUAAGGAUGAACCUGGCACAAGCAGCAUGAGCAGCGCAGCGCCCUCCAAAGAGGAUGUAUUGAAGAAUGUCAAAUACGAGUAUGGCACCAUCGAUGUGGAUGCACUAAUGAAGCGUCUGGCUCAGGAUGGCUUCUCCAACAUUAAAAUGGAUCGCACCGGCGGCAAUCUUACGCUGCAGCUAGUCAAUGAGGACACCACCAUCAGAUUCGAGGACAACGAGACUCACAUCAUUUGCAAUGGCAAACCAUCGACACGUCUCAAACUGAGGGACACGCUGCUCAAGUGUUUACAGAGUUUCUAAAAAUCAAGUAUAAUUUACAUUUAUUUUAUAAACAUUUAACUUUAAA